UCAAUCACAGAUAACCGUCAGUGUUACAAACUUGCUUGACAAGGAAGGAGGUUGAUCAUUUAAAGUAGUUUAGUUUAGUUAGACAUCAUGGAAGACGAAGUAGCAGCCCUCGUUAUUGAUAAUGGCUCCGGUAUGUGUAAAGCCGGUUUUGCCGGGGAUGACGCCCCCAGAGCCGUUUUCCCUUCCAUUGUCGGCCGACCAAGGCAUCAGGGUGUCAUGGUUGGUAUGGGACAAAAAGACAGCUAUGUUGGAGAUGAAGCUCAAUCUAAGAGAGGUAUCCUCACUUUGAAAUACCCCAUUGAACACGGUAUCGUCACCAACUGGGAUGAUAUGGAAAAAAUCUGGCAUCAUACCUUCUACAAUGAACUCCGAGUUGCCCCAGAAGAACAUCCCGUCCUCCUCACAGAAGCUCCACUCAAUCCUAAAGCCAACAGAGAAAAGAUGACCCAAAUUAUGUUUGAAACCUUCAACUCACCAGCUAUGUAUGUUGCUAUUCAAGCCGUAUUGUCUUUAUACGCCUCUGGUCGUACCACUGGUAUUGUACUAGAUUCCGGUGAUGGUGUUUCCCACACUGUACCCAUCUAUGAAGGUUACGCUUUACCACACGCCAUCAUGAGAUUGGAUCUCGCUGGCCGAGAUUUGACCGAUUACCUCAUGAAAAUCCUUACCGAGAGAGGUUACUCAUUCACCACCACAGCUGAGCGAGAAAUUGUCCGAGACAUCAAGGAAAAAUUAUGUUACGUUGCCCUCGACUUCGAACAAGAAAUGGGAACAGCUGCCAACUCAUCAUCUCUUGAGAAAAGCUACGAAUUACCUGACGGUCAAGUCAUCACCAUUGGUAACGAACGAUUCCGAUGCCCAGAAGCUCUCUUCCAACCAUCUUUCUUGGGUAUGGAAUCUGCUGGUAUCCAUGAAACCACAUACAACUCCAUCAUGAAAUGUGAUGUCGAUAUCCGAAAGGAUUUGUACGCCAACACCGUCUUGUCUGGUGGCACCACCAUGUAUCCUGGUAUUGCCGAUAGAAUGCAGAAAGAAAUCACAUCUCUGGCUCCAGCUACCAUGAAAAUUAAAGUCAUUGCUCCCCCAGAACGUAAAUACUCCGUAUGGAUCGGUGGUUCCAUCUUAGCCUCACUCUCAACCUUCCAACAGAUGUGGAUCUCCAAACAAGAAUAUGAUGAAUCCGGUCCAUCCAUUGUCCACAGAAAAUGCUUCUAAACUAAUUAAUUAAGUUAUGAAAAUACUUCAAGAAUUCACCCCAUCAAUAUAAUACAAAUACAGCAAACAUUUCCAUAGAAGCUCAAGCAAUGUAAAGUGAUAUUUUUAGGAGAAGUUAAUAAAGUGUAAAUACAUUUGACUUUCUGUGAAAAAUGUUGUUAGUCUUCGGACAUUAGUCAGACCUUUUAAACCAAUAUCAGGGACUUUGAUGUUAAAGGUCAUGGUUUAUAAUAUACUGACCAGUAUUAUGGUUCAACAAUUUCAUAUUAUUUAUGAAACUUGUAAAAAUAUAAUUUAUAAUUUUGUACAUAUGCCUAAAUGAUUCUUUUGGAUCUUGUUUGUUUUUUUGUCAUACAAUUUUCCCAUGUUUGAAAUAAAAGAACAAUUUUUAAA
Patella vulgata (common limpet) is the source of this 1608-nucleotide messenger RNA. Its product is annotated as actin, cytoplasmic 1. The transcript has 2 exons. NCBI's taxonomy places the organism in Eukaryota, Metazoa, Mollusca, Gastropoda, Patellidae. The record is from RefSeq and is a predicted model, not a curated record. Bases 88 to 1215 code for a protein of 375 amino acids.